CACAGAUCCUGACAUCAACAACUUCUUGAGCAGCAAAGCUGGAAGAAAUAAUAUUUUUAAAUGGAUUGCUGCAUCUUUAUAACAUCAUACUAUGCAUCAUCAGCAUGUAAUGUGUUCGUGGUGAGUCUGGCCUUUGCUGACCUUGUGGUAGCCUUCUACCCCUAUCCCCUGGUCCUCUAUGCUCUCUUCCAUGAUGGCUGGGCACUUGGAAACACACAAUGCAUGGUCAGCGGUUUCCUUAUGGGGCUGAGUGUCAUUGGGUCCAUUUUCAACAUCACCGGCAUCGCGGUGAACAGAUACUGCUACAUCUGUCACUCCUUCUCCUACAGCCGACUGUACAGCUAUCGCAACACUUUGCUGUUUGUUGCCUUAAUCUGGGUGCUCACUAUCGUUGCCAUUGUUCCGAAUUUCUUUGUUGGUUCUCUGCGCUACGACCCGCGGGUCUACUCCUGCACCUUUGCCCAGAAUGUCAGCAGCUCCUACACCGUGGCAGUAGUGGUGGUUCACUUUCUGGUUCCCAUUGCCGUGGUUACUUUUUGUUAUCUACGCAUCUGGGUUCUUGUGAUUCAGGUACGGCGUAAAGUGAAGACUGAAGACAGUCCUCGCCUCAGACCAAGUGACUUGCGGAAUUUUAUCACCAUGUUUGUAGUAUUUGUCCUGUUCGCCAUCUGCUGGGCCCCACUCAACCUGAUAGGUUUGGCGGUGGCGAUAGAUCCAGCUCGUGUGGGUCCCCACAUCCCCGAGUGGCUUUUUGUUGUAAGCUACUUCAUGGCCUACUUCAACAGCUGCCUGAAUGCCAUCAUCUAUGGUUUACUCAACAGGAAUUUCAGGAACGAGUACAAAUGCAUUGUCACCUCCGUCUGGGUGACCCGGCUGUUCAUGACGGAAACGUCGCGGGCCGCCACCGAUGGCAGGAGCAUGAGGAGCAAGCAGUCACUGCCUCCGCCCCUCAACAAUAACGAGUCAGUCAGAGAUCGUGUAAUCAAAGAAUGAACCCUGGAUUCUUAAACGUGUCUUGUGGUAAUUCCUGUUUUUAUGUGACAUCAAGACGGUUGUGCAGCUAAGGAGUAAGAAGAAACCAAUGGAACUGGAAAACAUGGCUUUUUUAUUUAUUUAUUACACAACAAAGAUUUGAACAAUUUUAUUAAAUACACAUGACAGCUUUUUAAAGUGACUGAAGUGCUUUUAGGAUUAGCUCAACAUCUUUUAAUGUGAUGACAAUGUGUGUGUUCCUCUUCGGAACUGAUUUGCAUCCACAGAGCAAAAGCCAAGCAUUGCAGUUUCAUUAUGCUAUUAUUACAAAUCGAAUGGUUCUUUAAGAUUACAUUGAAAAUGUGAUAUCCUUUCAUUUCUGCUGCUGUAGACCUGUAGACAUGUUUCACAAAACUAGGUAAGCACCACUAGUAAACACACACCUCUUUGAGUAACUUCAAACGCCUCAAAUAAUAAAACUCGCCUCACCUGUAA
Messenger RNA from Girardinichthys multiradiatus, 1467 nucleotides. Its product is annotated as melatonin receptor type 1B-B-like. Gene Ontology annotation, molecular function: melatonin receptor activity. The transcript has 4 exons. The record is from RefSeq and is a predicted model, not a curated record. Lineage: Eukaryota; Metazoa; Chordata; Actinopteri; Cyprinodontiformes; Goodeidae. Bases 61 to 993 code for a protein of 310 amino acids. Gene Ontology annotation, biological process: G protein-coupled receptor signaling pathway. Gene Ontology annotation, cellular component: membrane.